AUGGCCAGUUCAUCGUUCUAUGACACGCAUUUCACCAUGCUAGUUACCAUGCUCACUAGCCUCGAAGGCAUUCUUACCAAAGCUGAGGCUCAUGCGAAGGAAAACAAUAUUGAUUUCAAUGCCGAAUAUGCCCCAGCAAGGCUCUUCGAAGACAUGUAUCCCCUAACCUUCCAAGUGCAGACCGUGUCGAAUACCAUUAAGGGAUUUGUCAAGAUUGUGCUUGGGGUCGAGGUCGGGACAUGGGACGAUAACGAGACCACGUUCGAGCAGCUAUUCGCCCGCAUCAAGAAGACCCGAGACCUCACCGAUGGCCUCAGGCCGGAGGACGUGAAUGGCAAGGAGAACCUUCAGGUUGAAGGAAAGGCUGGGCCCCUUGCCUACAAGACAACAGGUAUAACCUAUGCCUCGACUUUUACCAUACCGAACACCUUCUUCCACCUACAGACUGCCUACGCUAUUUUGCGUAUGAAGGGUGUUCCUCUGUCGAAGAGAGACUAUCUCGUUCCCUUCAUGCUAUGCGACCCAGGCAACCCAUUUGGACAAAAGUAG
Diaporthe batatas is the source of this 549-nucleotide messenger RNA. RefSeq lists its product as uncharacterized. The coding region runs from base 1 to 549 and encodes 182 amino acids. The transcript has 2 exons. The record is from RefSeq and is a predicted model, not a curated record. NCBI's taxonomy places the organism in Eukaryota, Fungi, Ascomycota, Sordariomycetes, Diaporthales, Diaporthaceae.